Messenger RNA from Corticium candelabrum, 2873 nucleotides. RefSeq names its product potassium voltage-gated channel subfamily H member 2-like. The record is from RefSeq and is a predicted model, not a curated record. The transcript is spliced from 8 exons. Gene Ontology annotation, cellular component: plasma membrane. Gene Ontology annotation, molecular function: voltage-gated potassium channel activity. Gene Ontology annotation, biological process: regulation of membrane potential; potassium ion transmembrane transport. Lineage: Eukaryota; Metazoa; Porifera; Homoscleromorpha; Homosclerophorida; Plakinidae.
UUUUCUCUAACACCGUUUGGCUGAUUCUGAUGAAAAGGCAUAUUCGACGACUACGAGCGCCUCACACGCCGGCUAUCGAUUUAGACGACAUUAUCAAAGACCUCAAUUCUAAGGGUGAGAACUUUGUAUUAGCAAACGUGCGAGAGAAGCAUCAGCAAGCCAUCGUCUACACUAACGACGGUUUUUGCUCAUUGACUGGAUACCUUCGCAGUGAGGUGGUGAGACAAGAUGCCGCCUGUGAGUUCCUGACUGGCCCGCUGACCAACGAGCAGACGCUUCAUGAUCUGAAGCACGCCGUCAGCCAUAGGAAAGAGUUUGUGGACGAUAUCUUGCUUUAUAGAGCUGAUGGUUCAUACUUUUGGAGUAAAGUCGAGGUGUCGCCGAUUCGUGACCAAUUGUCUCACCACGUCAUCUUUCUGAUCGUUUCGCAUCGGGACAUCACGGUGAGCAAGAUGCAUAAACGAUGUCCGAGUACGAUAUCGAUGUCAAGCUACAGACUAGUGUGGGAUCAAUCAGACAACAGCUUACCUCGACAGCCGACACUCCACGGUCCCGACGGCGUCGUCAUGACACCCGACUCAGUGAUACUCAACGAGCUACUCGACAAGGAGCAACGACACACAGUAAAAGAGAAAUUUAUGAACGCGAUCUCCUUGCAUCGAGAAGUAUUACCGGAAUACAGAGACGAGGUUCCUAAUAGAGGUCGCUUUAUUAUAUUGCACUAUAGUCUGAUUCGAGAAUUGUGGGAUUGGCUUAUCAUCUUUCUUUGCAUCUAUGCGGCGAUUGUUAUUCCAUACAACAUCACGUUUAAUUCGGAGGGCAUUCUUGUGUUUGAUCUACUGAUCGAUGCGAUAUUUUUUGUUGAUAUUGUUUUGAAUUUCCGGACGACGUACACGACAGAGUCGGGAAAACUUGUGGUGAAUCCGAAGAGGAUCGCUGUCACUUACCUGAAAACGUGGUUCGUCGUUGAUUGUAUUUCGUUUCUUCCGUUGGAGCUUUACUUUGUUGUUGUCGGCAAGGAUGAUAGUUUGGCUUACCUCAUUCACGCACCCAAAAUCCUACGACUCUCUCAUUUGCUUCGUGUCGUCCACAAGCUUGUGUGGAGGGACCGCUACAUGUUUGGAAUCUCCGUCCUUGUCAUUCUCAUGGUAUUCUACAGUCUCAUAUCGCAUUGGCUUGCAUGCAUCUGGGUAGCAAUUGGACGCCUCGGCGGUCACUACAGUUGGUUCUACCUCCUUGCCAACACAACCGGCGACUAUUUCUAUUACAACAACAACGGGACACUAGAAGGAGGUCCCAGCGACGAGUCUAUAUACCUCAGCGCGCUCUAUUUCACAGUGACAAGUCUUACAACAGUUGGGUUUGGAAACAUAGCGGCUAACACAGUGAGAGAGAAGGCAUUUGCAGUGUUCAUCAUGAUCAUCGGAGCUCUAUUUCAUGCGAUCAUAUUUGGAAACAUUACGGCGAUCAUCGCGAAUCUGUAUGCUCACUCAUCGAAGUACCGAUCGCGUUACAGCGAUCUCCACGAGUACAUUCGUAUGCACGAGAUCAAGGAUCCGCUCAAGCAGCGUCUCUUAGAUCACUUUCACGCCGUGUGGCUCCACAAACGAGGCAUCGAGACUAGGUUACCUACCCCUGUUAUUCACAGUCGAUCUCGUCCACAGGUUUUUGUUAUGUUUUAGGUGUUUCGUGAUUUUCCGGAAGAACUACAGGCCGAUGUGUGUAUGCACCUCCAUAGGACUCUAUUGUCAACUAAUCCCGCGUUUGCUAAAGCUAGUCCUGGCUGUUUGCGGAAGCUGAGUCUCAAGCUGAAGUUUAUGCACUCGGCACCUGGAGAGUAUAUCGCGCAUCAAGGCGAUCCGCUGAACAAACUAUUCUUUGUCUGCUCCGGAUCGCUCGAAGUCUUGGUGCAUAACGAAGUUAUGGCGAUUCUAGGAGCUGGUGACGCGUUCGGCCAGGACUUCUACAACAAUCUAGUUCUAAGCAAAACUGUUGCCGACGUCCGCGUAUUGAGCUACUGCGAUCUACAAUACAUCCACAGAAACGACCUAAUAGAGACAUUUCAAUUAUAUCCCAACUUUGGACCCGAAUUCUCAGCAAACAUUGACAUCAGUUAUGACCUACGCAUGAACGUAAGACAACGGAAGAAUCGUGUGAGUCGUAUGAGGCCAGGAAGUCCAUACAAACGACAGCUACAAACGAUUGAAGAAACAAUAGACGAUACGUCUUGUUCUCAAGAAUCUACCGAACAGGACGGUCAACGGUAUCCUCGAGUGACCUUCCAGAUAGGUGACACAUCCGGAGAUAUUACUCCAGAUCCGAGCAAUCCGUUGAUUAAUGCCACAAGAUCAAACUCGAUAUUUUCGCAAGAUACUCAGAGUAAUGGCAUUGAGGGUUACGACUCAGGUCUGCCUUCCGAGGGUCAUCUUACUCGAAGUCAGAAUUUGGAAUUUUGUAAGAGAGAGUUGGAUAUCGAAGGACACGUCAGUCGGAUAGAAACUCGGAUGGCAAGACUUGAAGUCGGGUUGAACAAGAUCAUCAAACUUGUGGAGCGACCGGGAAGUUUCGUGUCUAUGACAGCAGAAACGAGUGUAUGAGAGAAAUGGCUGGUUGGUUGAUGAUGACUGCGCUCUGUGAGUGGUACAUCAAACAGUUUGGCUAUAAUCAGAGCUACAUUUACGAGAGAUGUGAACACAAGUAGUAAUAUACAGUAAUGAAACCUAUAUGAGUACAGGUGACUGACUAGUUUUCAUUAUUGUGAGGUGGAGAUACUGUGCCACUUCUUUACACUUGUCAAUAACGACAGUGAAUAAGGGACAGCAGUAAUUGUUUAAAGAAUCUUCUUUCUUGAUCUUUGAAUUGCAUUGCUUCUC